AUGAAUCAUCCCAUUUUAACUACAAAAACAAAUAUUAUAGAUGAAUCAACCAUACAUUCAACAGUUCCUUCAGUGGUAAAUGGUAUUAAUUUAUUUGUUAACCAAGAACAAAAAAAAAUAAUAAUGGACACGUUAAAUACUUCUUAUUAUGGGAAUAAUAACGCCAUUACUACUAAUAAUAAUAAAAAUAUUAACGAAGCUUACAAACACUUUAUACCAGGUGGAGUAACUUUUAGUUUUACACCAAAUGCCAGCAUUUUUCCUAUUUCAAACUUUAUUUCCCCUCCCCAACAAACACCCUAUAUAACCAACUAUGGCAUGGAUCCACAACUAAAGAACAUGCAAAAUAUUCAGCAAAACUGUUGUCUGGAAAUGUUAAAAUUUCAAGAGCAAAUGAACAAAAAUCCUUUCAAGUUGAAUUUUCACAAUAAUAAAAAGUCAUCGACAACCGAUUUGAUUCCCAGUAAUGGCCAAACGCAAACUUCAAACGGUUCUCCCGAUUUUACGAAUAUAAAUGGCUUGCAAUUUUGCGAGAAUUGUAAAAACCAAAAUUGUGGGAAAAAUCAAAUAGAUUUCUCAAACAGAAGAAAAUUAAGUGUUACAACUACCCCUGAAAUGACAAAAGGACAUGUGUGCGAUGUUUUGGAAGAAGAAUCCGAUAAAAAAGUUUCUUUUUCAGAAAAUCCUUGUAGAUGUAACGUGGAAAAGAAAGAUGAGGAAGUACAAGUUGAUGAAAAAAGGCCUCGAAAACGUAGAAGGAAGUCUAGAAAAUCUAGAACAAGAUCGAGAUCAAACAGAAAACGAGAUUCAGAUGAUGCUACUGAUACUUUGAGUAAAAGCAGUAGUAGUGCUAGUAUAGGCAGUGCAGAAAACAAAAAGAAUUCCCAAAAACGUAAAAGAAAAUGCAGGAAAAAUAGGGAAACUAAAAAAAGGCAAAGUGGCUCAGAACCUUCCAAUGUUAAAAAUUGUAAAUGCAAGAAAUUAGAACCUCGAAGAAGUAGAAGAAAGUGUGGGAAAUCUAAAACAAGAUCAAGAUCAAACAUAAAACGAGAUGCAGAUGAAACUAAUGAUACUUUGAGUAAAAGCAGUAGUAGUGCUAGUGUAGGAUGUGCAGCAAAGAAAAAAAAUUCCCGUAAGGAAAAAUCGAGAAAAAAUAGGGAAAUUAAAGAAACACACAGUGCCUCGGAACUUUCCAAUGACGAAAAUUGUCAUUCCAUAGAAUUAAAUUCAUGCGAAUAUUGCGACUUUUUUGAAAAUCUUGCUGAAGCUGUAGAGGAAAUGGACCACGAAAAUAGCGAUUUGUGUGGCUCCAAGGAACAAAAACAAUAGAUAUUUGGGCGUCGGAACUUUCAGACUGGCAAAACACCUUUUACAUGAAAUCUGAAGAACUCUCGCGGAGCGAAAAAGAAGUAUCCGAUAGAGAGUCGAAACUUAAAAGUAUAAACGACAAGAUGAAUAUUUUGUAUUAUUUGCAAAGCAUGGUGGAGGUGGAUAUAAAUGGUUUAAAAAUGUCGCAGCUUGAAGUUGAAAAGUUUGUGGAUAAAGUUGAAGAGCAAAUAAGGAGUAGAGGGGAUUGUGAAUGUCCAGUGGAUAAUAAUAGGAAACCAACAUACCAAAUAGCGGAACAAAUGAACAUGCAAGUAAAAAGUUGCAAGGAAAUGAUUAAUGAAGUGAAUUUGCUUCGAACUUCAGUUAAAAGUGAACAAGGCCCACUGGAAUAUUUGGCGCAAAUCCUGCAAAAGCACAUGAAUUUACUGGAACUAACAGAAAGCAGAAUAUUACUGCUGACAAAAAAGUUGAAUGAAUCUGAAAAUGUCAAACGCUACGCCUUACAAAAAUUGCACCUAAAAGAAAAUAAACUUUAUUUAUAAAAACAUUUCAAUGUAAAAAAUCACAAUCUCUCCACAAAGUUAACAUUAUUAACUCCUUGAGUAUUGUUACUCUCUAAAUUGGCGUCCCUUCUUUUUAAAGUUGACGACAUAAAAAGUAUCACAAAAGACAUUAUAAACAUUACAACAAUUCCCACUACCAUGGUGUUUAAAUAGCCAAUGGCUUCAAAUAAUACUUCUUGUAUUAAAGUAUUUAUUAUUGCAAAUAAGUAGAUGGCUGCGUUAAGUAAGGAACAACCAAGAGAUUCUGGAAUAGGGUAGGAGGCUUCAAUUGCGUACUCAAAGCCUAUUACUAAAGUACUGGCCAAGAAGAACC
This is a messenger RNA of Brassicogethes aeneus, 2205 nucleotides long. The record is from the annotation of a GenBank genome assembly. NCBI's taxonomy places the organism in Eukaryota, Metazoa, Arthropoda, Insecta, Coleoptera, Nitidulidae.